Molecule: messenger RNA, 1274 nt
Organism: Periophthalmus magnuspinnatus
Lineage: Eukaryota; Metazoa; Chordata; Actinopteri; Gobiiformes; Gobiidae
Gene: tmem177
Product: transmembrane protein 177
Exons: 3
Coding region: 117-1049 (310 amino acids)
Source: RefSeq, a predicted model, not a curated record
UACGGCAGGUCGCGCGGACAGAGCGCGCUACGGCAGCGUCAUGGACGUCCUCUGAAGUGUGUCUGAAGAAUCUGAGGAUCUGAGCCCCCAAAACAGCCCCAAAAACAGCUGUUGCCAUGGCGUCGGGCUGGUUGCGUGUCUCCGCUCUGAUGCAGAGGUAUCGCUCUCCGCUCCUCAUCUCCACCUGCUCCGGACUCUUCGGACUCAAUCUGGUCCAGCACCUCGUCCCAGACCAGACGUUCUGCUCCCUGUACCAGGCCUGGUCCAAAGGAGAACCAGUCCAACUGUCCCAGAAACUGGAGGCGCUCUUCCAGCAGGUUCUCCAGGACUAUGGCGUUGUUUCUCCACAGAAGUUCUCGCCGUUUGCUUCGUUUGGGUUCCACCCUGUGGGGGCGGGGCUGCCUCUGCUGCCCUCUGGUGUCCGUGUGGGGAUCCCGGCCAACUUCAACAGCAGCGAGGAGGACACCACGGGCAUCACCGACCGCACCAUCUUCAUCAAUGGCCGCGCCGUCGACUGGAGCAGCGCCACGGGCUCCGCCCUCAGACACGCCCUGCUGCUCUCUGAGCAUGCUCAGAAGUUUGCUUUGGCUCGUGAGGUGGCGCGCUUGGACGGUUAUCUCCCGGUGAUGAGCGCGGCGGUGGCGCCGGUGUGUGUGGGCGGAGUCUGGGUGUACAGCGUGCUCUUAAAGCAGCUCUUUCGCCUGCACAGUGGGCCUGUGGUGUUCAGAGCGGCCGUGAACGCGCUCUCUCUCUGCCUCGGCGCCGUCUCGUACUUACUGUGCUCCGACGCCGUGGGACAGUUUGUGGACUACAGCUCGGACCGCCGCGCCGCCGCCGUCUCCCCGCACUAUGCUAAUGGAGGUGUGGAGUUUUAUGACAAGAUCCUGUCCAGGAAUAGGACGUUACGGUCACUCAUGGGUCAGAAAGGAGAGGAGAUGUACGCACCCAACGGUAACCUUUUCCCCGCAAACCUCCUGCAACUCAAGCACGUGCCCUAUACUGCCCGGAGGGACGGCAUCAGAGCCAUGAUCUCACAGGAGAAAGCCUAACGUCGUACUGCCCGGAGGGACGGGACACAAAUAAUGAACUGAAUAAUAAAAUGGUCCUUGUCCAAAAUGAGUCUGCCCAGAUCCCCGGCCCAGAUCCCCGGCCCAGAUCCCCGGCCCAGAUCCUCGGCCCUGGACAUUUGCCUGGUCAUUUCUGACGUUUGGACUUGUAUACAAAGCGUGCGCUCUGUGACUAAAUCUAUUUAACAUGUAAAUAAAACAUUCAGG